GAGAGAACCAGCAGCUUCUUACAGUUUUCACUUCAGCAGUAAUUUGUGCUUAUGGAGACUUCAUCCACCUCCGGCCAUCACGUCCAGGUCGCAGGUCGCAGGAAGAAGAAAGCGGAUGAUGAGACUCAGGACAGAAAACCACUGGUGGAAAAAGGAACGGCCAAUGAAGAAAUGGAGUGUAAAUUGAUGGCAGGAGAGGCGCUGAACAGAAGGAAGGUCUGGGAGCCGAGUGUUUACUAUGCAUUGGGAAAGGAGUCGUUCUUCUUUUCUGGUCAUGACAUCUGCAUCCGAGAGUCUCUGGACACCUACGGAGCUCUCAUCUGGCCUGGGGCUAUAGCUUUGUGCCAGUUCUUGGAGAACAACCAGCAGCUGGUGAACCUCAUGGACAAAGCUGUGCUAGAACUUGGAGCUGGAACUGGUUUGUUGUCCAUUGUGGCCAGUCUGCUGGGUGCCUGGGUAACAGCCACUGACCUGCCAGAAAUCCUGUCCAACCUGACCUUUAACCUCUUGCGAAACACCAAGAGCCGCUGUCGGUACACUCCUCAGGUGGCCGCCCUCACCUGGGGUCACGACCUGGAGCGAGACUUCCCCUGCGCUUCCUGCCGCUAUGACUACGUGCUGGCGGCAGACGUGGUCUACCAUCACGACUACCUCGAGGAGCUGCUGGCCACCAUGCGUCACUUCUGCCGGCCGGGGAGCGGGACCACGCUGCUGUGGGCCAACAAGGUGCGUUUCGAGUCGGACCUGCGGUUCACGGAGCGCUUUAAGAGCAGUUUCAACGUCACGCUCCUUUCCGAGCUUCCACAGGAGGAGGUGAGGAUCUACAAGGCCACGGCGAAGGAGUGAUGGAGGGCAGAGAUGGAGAGCUAAUGGAGAAACACAAAGGAGGGCGAAUUGAUGUUUGUAAUGGCAGAUGCUGGAAUGAUGUGUGUGUACAGAGGUGUAAUAAGGUAAUGUAAUGAGGUAAUGUUGUGUAUAACGGAAGUAAGUGUUUAUAACUGUAGGAAGAAAACACGAGACUUGAGUUUACCUCUCGCUGGUUUGGACGACUAGAGAGAAGAGACUAGAAUAUGAAGACAUUCCUGCACAGUCCUUUAAGCUUUGUCAAGUAGAAAGUAGAAAGGAAGGUCUGAACUCGAAUUAACAUUUCAUUUAGCUAUUUUAUUUACCAGUACCUUUUCAUACAUUUGAUAUUCUCUUUGACUUGAUCCAGGUUCCACUGACAUAUUUCAUUUCAAAAUAAAAUAACU
This is a messenger RNA of Lampris incognitus (smalleye Pacific opah), 1250 nucleotides long. RefSeq names its product methyltransferase 21C, AARS1 lysine b (gene mettl21cb). Bases 52 to 846 code for a protein of 264 amino acids. The record is from RefSeq and is a predicted model, not a curated record. Gene Ontology annotation, molecular function: protein-lysine N-methyltransferase activity. Gene Ontology annotation, biological process: peptidyl-lysine methylation. The transcript has 5 exons. Gene Ontology annotation, cellular component: cytoplasm; cytosol. Lineage: Eukaryota; Metazoa; Chordata; Actinopteri; Lampriformes; Lampridae.